CCUCGAUUUCUGAAGCAUGUGAGACAGCUACAGACAUGCAAACAUUACCCUCCUCCGAACGGAUGCUUAAGGUGAUGUGUCAAAAAAGCCUCGGUGUAGUGUAUGCCUUCAGCAUAUUCUCCGUAGUGAUUACAUCGGUAUUUCCCCAGCCGGCCACAACAAUUCUUUGUGAACGGAGAUGUGAAUCGUCCACUCCAAACUUAGGAAGGCUUAAAUUACUGUGGCACAGGAUGUCAAAGAGAAUAGGCAAAGAUGACAUGUCGUUUGCUGCCUUUGUCCAGUCCCUGAUCGCUGCCUCAGAAAGAUACAGUAGACUUGAACCUGUGGGGAACUAUUUGAUUACUAUGAUUGAUAGAUAUCAAGAUUGCGUUAAAGCAUGUGAACAUCAACACAGUAAGCGGGCCGAGGAGCGCACCGCUGAUUCGUAUAUUAGAAAACAAAUUUGUAUUUCCAAAGGCUUGUGUUUAUGACAAGAAUACCUAAAACAAACAUUGAGAGAGACUUUUGUGAAGUGAUCAGAUCUACGACCAAACCGAUAAGGAGACUGUAUCAGAACUUUCAAAGUCUAUAUUAAGAUUUAUGAUGUUAAAUGUGGUAGCCAUAUGCAUUUUGUUUCGACUCUUUCUUUUUACGUCAUAUUUUUUAUAUCAAUUCAUGUUUUUAUUUUAAAUGAUAAUGCUGAGCUUUGAAACAACAAUGAACUUAUAUGAUAUUGUCUAUAUUGUCUCUGAAAAUUGAAGAUAAAAUGAUUGUUAAAAAAGGGAUAAAUACUUUCAGCCAUG
This is a messenger RNA of Magallana angulata, 782 nucleotides long. RefSeq lists its product as uncharacterized. NCBI's taxonomy places the organism in Eukaryota, Metazoa, Mollusca, Bivalvia, Ostreida, Ostreidae. Bases 36 to 470 code for a protein of 144 amino acids. The transcript has 4 exons. The record is from RefSeq and is a predicted model, not a curated record.